Messenger RNA from Funneliformis geosporum, 357 nucleotides. The record is from the annotation of a GenBank genome assembly. NCBI's taxonomy places the organism in Eukaryota, Fungi, Glomeromycota, Glomeromycetes, Glomerales, Glomeraceae.
AUGUCGCGAGCGAUACGUAGCGUUUUUCAACGACCUUCAAUAAUAAAUCAUACAACUUUACAGACAAGAAUCCUUCGUAAUAACCGUUAUUACACUAAUAAUGCUUUGAAUUCUCAAACGGAAAAGUUAUCCAAAGGAGAAAAGUCUCUCUUUGAUAAGUUACAUUCGAAGUUAAAACCUACUCGAUUAAACGUGGAAGACAUAUCAGGAGGAUGCGGAUCAAUGUACGCAAUCGAAAUUUCUUCAGAAUCGUUUAAGGGACUUUCCGUAAUUAAACAGCAUCGAAUGGUUAAUGAAAUACUGCAAGAUGAUAUAAAGAAAAUGCACGGAAUACGGCUUAAGACAUCAGCAGAUUAG